CCUCCAUUUCCGCGAUACACUCUAACACUGCGCGCUGACAACCAAGUCACUGGAGCCGUCUUUGCUCGCUUUGCUGCUCGCUCGCUGCCGGCCAGUCAGUCAGUAGACGGACGCGGCGGCUGGAGCGGAGCGGAUCGGAUCGGAGAGGAGAGGAGAGGAGAGGAGAGGAUCUCAUUUCGCCUCGCAGGCAGCAGGCAGUGAUUUGGCGGGAGCCCCGGCUUCUUGCUGCCGCCCCGGGUGUAGGCGCAGACGGCGGCGCAACCCCACUGUAUCCCCCAGACCCGCUACUCGCUGCUCCAGCCGCCGCCACUUGCCGCAAGGAGGGAGCAACGCCCGAGCAGUUCUGCAAUGCGGUGGGUGUGGUGUGGAAUAAAUGACAGUUGUGGACCGCUGCAGUGACAGCACUCCCCAGACUGCAUCGUGACUGAGGAAAAACUACCGCUUUCGUUCACUUUACUCUCGCACCCGACUGGGGGAAAGCUGCCAUCUCCUCCUCGCUGGAAUAAUUCACAACCAUGACAACGGAACCGGGUUCAGAUUCUGAAUCUAAGCAGGACCAAGAACAGAAGGAAGCAGCUGAAAAGAAAGAGGCAGCAACUGCAACUGAACAAGAGGAGAGUGCUGAGCAUCAGCAGGCAGACGGGGUAGACGGGAUCCCAGCAGCAAUUGGUACCUCCGAGAGGAAGAAGCUGAUUGGUGAAUGUGAAAAAGAGGCGGACGGAGCUUCCGGCAAACUUACUGUGAGUCAGCAGGAAGACCACCAGGCUGAGGACGACAAACUCUCCCAAAAAUCCUCUUCAAGCAAGUUAUCCAAAUCUCCUCUGAAAGGAGUAAAAAGGCCAAAGAACAUGCUGUGCAAAGUGACCCUUCUGGAUGGCUCUGAACAUACCUGCGAGGUUGAGAAACGAGCCAAGGGACAGGUUCUCUUUGAUAAAGUAUGUGGGCAGCUCAACCUUCUGGAGAAAGAUUACUUCGGUCUGUCAUUUCGGGACUCUGAAAAUCAAAAGAACUGGUUGGACCCGGCCAAGGAAAUUAAAAAGCAGAUCCGAAGUGGUUUGUGGCAGUUUGCAUUCAAUGUGAAGUUCUAUCCUCCGGAUCCCGCUCAGCUCUCUGAGGACAUCACAAGGUACUACCUGUGUCUGCAACUGAGGGAUGACAUUAUCUCUGGGCGAUUGCCGUGUUCUUUUGCUACACACGUCUUGCUUGGUUCCUACACAGUCCAGGCGGAACUUGGAGACUAUGAUCCAGAUGAGUACGGCACUGAGUACAUCAGUGAGUUUCGCUUUGCUCCGAAUGAAACAAAGGAACUGGAAGAAAAAGUGAUAGAACUACACAAAAGCCACAGGGGCAUGUCACCUGCUGAAGCAGAGAUGCAUUUUUUGGAAAAUGUCAAAAAGCUAUCUAUGUAUGGAGUGGAUCUACAUCAUGCCAAGGAUUCAGAAGGCGUUGAUAUUAUGCUUGGUGUGUGUGCCAGUGGGUUACUGAUCUACCGAGACCGCUUGAGAAUAAACAGAUUUGCUUGGCCCAAGGUUCUCAAGAUCUCGUACAAAAGGAACAACUUUUAUAUCAAAAUCCGGCCCAGUGAACAUGAACAGUUUGAAAGUACCAUUGGAUUUAAACUUCCAAACCAUAAAGCAGCAAAAAGGUUGUGGAAAGUGUGUAUUGAGCAUCACACAUUCUUUCGAUUAGUUUCACCUGAGCCGCCUCCAAAAAAAUUCCUUACUCUAGGAUCAAAAUUCCGCUACAGUGGAAGAACACAAGCCCAGACUCGGAGAGCCAGUUCCCUUAUAGAUCGCCCAGCACCAUACUUUGAACGUUCUUCCAGCAAACGUUACACCAUGUCACGCAGCUUAGAUGGAGCCUCGGUCACCGAAAAUCAUGAGAUGCUUAUAAAAGACUCCAUUUCGGCCUCAGAAGUGGCUACUGGCCAUUAUGGUGCAGCCAAGAGCCUAGUGUCAACCAAUUUAAUAACCACAGUGACACCAGAGAAGAAGGCAGAAGAGGAGAAGGCAGAGGAAGAGGAUAAGAAAGCAAAGACUGUCAUCACUCCAUUACUCACACCAGCCAAGCAUGAAAUUAAGACUACCUAUGAUGAAACAAAUUCAUUUUCCUCAUGCUCUUAUCCUUUGCCUUUGCACUGUGACUCCCCUGCAUCAUCAAUGAACAUUCAUAGGAGAUGUAAUGAGAAUGUUUCAAUAUCAGCUGAUGAUGGGAAGAACGAAGACUCCCUAAGUACUUGCCAAUCACAGUUUGACCAUGAUCCUUCAAAGUCAAUUGAUAAGAAAGCAAUGGGUCUAAAAAGAGACCAGGAUCUGGCAUCUAGAAAAGAAGGAACCUUGUUUUCAUUCUCCAUGCAUCUCCCAGCAACAUUUUCUUUGUUAGAUGAUGAUGGCUACAUAUCCUUCCCAAGCUUCUCUGAGGCCAAUUUCUUACCUGAAAGUUUUCAGUGUUUCCUCCCCAUUCAAUCACCAUCACUUGUCCCCUGCUUCCUUUUCAUUUUCUUCUUCCUGCUUUCAACCUCUUUCUCUGUACCGUAUGCUCUCACUCUCUCAUUCCCCCUUGCUUUGUGUCUCUGCUAUCUGGAGCCCAGGGCAGCCUCCUUGAGUGCCUCUGUUGACAAUGACCUGAGUGACAGUUCAGAGGAUGAGACUGACAGUGAGCAGACUGACACUACUGGUCCUGCUGAUGGGGAAACCACCGCAGAGUCUGAUCAAGAGGAUGAAAUGGAAUCCAAGACCCAGGAAUAUGACAGAACUCAAGAAGAGGUAGUUAAGCACCAUGCCAACAUAAAUGAGAUGAAAAGAACAUUUCUGGAAUCAACCUCAGAAACUGGACCUGAUGAAUGGGAAAAGAGGUUAUCUGCCUCCCCAGUUAGAUCCUUUUCAAAGACUGAUGAUUUACCUAUGAUUGAACCCCUUGUGCCUGAAGAGACCAAAGCAGAUGUUGAUGAGAUACAGCAAAGCAAGUCGGAUAAACAGACUGUUACCACAUCUGACACUGUGAUGAAAGAUGAUGGAAAAUUAGCAAAGGCUGAAGAGGAGCGUAAGGAAGUAGAUAAGGAGCCAACUACUAGUCACAGCACAUUGGUGACAAAUGAAAUUGUGAUCAGCAAAACAGCCUCAUCUCUCCAAGAGAAAACUGUGCUGUCCACUCUGGAAGAAACUAUCAUUUCAAAGAAGGGGGCAACAAAAAGAGAUGAUGAUGAAGGUAGUCUGAAACCUAAAGAGAUUCCAAGACAGAAAGGAAUUGAAAUCUCUGAUAUGGAGCCUGCCAUUGAGACUUCAAUUACCAAAUGGAAGACUGGUGAAGAGCCUAUGUUUACUAUUGCCACAGCACACUAUUUUACUGAGACAUCGGGAUCAAGAUUUUUGACAAAGCAGUCUGGUUCUGAAGUAACCGCAAAAAAUGUAGACGUCUCCAAUCUAAUAGAUUCGGCACGAAAACAAAUGGAUGGAAAGGAAUGGGCUGCUGCUUCAUCUUACAGCUGGGUUCAGAAACCUGAUCUGAAUUUGGACGAGAGUCCCAAAAUGGUGCAACAUGAAGUCCACAAGCAGGAGAAGAGCAUGAAGAUAAUUCAGGAAACAAUGGUGAUGGAAACGAAGCAUGGGAUGAAUGUGCAUGCAAGCGAGGAUGCUUCUGCUCUGUGCGCUAAGCUGGCAGGAGAUGGGAGGGAAACUUUAACAGAGGCGAGCAAAGCUCACUCAUCUGGUGAUGCAAGGGGUCUAAGUUGCAUGGCGACCGUGGAGAUCAAAGAGGACAAUGAGGCAGCGAGUGCCAAGGAGGAUCAACCAGGAGAUGAAAUUGUAGAAGGGCCACCUGCUGCUCAAGGGUGGGUGGAUCAGCCUGAAAUGGCAGGCAAACCUGCAGAAAAAUCUGAAACGCAACCUCAGUUUGAGCCUCCUGUUGUUAAAACGGAAUCAGUUAGCUUUGACAGCAUGAGUAAAGAGGACGGAAAAGAAGUUUGCACCAAGGAUGUACCGGUGGUUCACACUGAGACUAAAACAAUCACCUAUGAAUCAGCAAAGUUGGACGCAAAUGCUGAAAGUGACCCAGGUGUUCUAAUGAGUGCUCAGACGAUCACCUCAGAAACUUCAAGUACCACAACCACUACACACAUCACCAAGACUGUGAAAGGAGGUGUUUCUGAAACGCGCAUUGAGAAGCGAAUUGUUAUUACUGGAGAUGCUGACAUUGACCAUGAUCAGGCCCUGGCUCAGGCAAUUAAAGAAGCCAAAGAGCAACACCCUGAUAUGUCUGUGACCAAAGUAGUGGUACACAAAGAGACGGAGAUCACACCAGAGGACGGGGAUGAUUGAUCGCAGGAGUAACCACAUCUUCACAAAAGAAGUCAUGCAUACACAUCAUUAGGAAUGAUUUUGGAGUCUUAAUGGAGUCAUACACUUGACUUCAUUUGUCAUGAAUCCAUCCAUUAAUGAUCUUUCACAUCAAGCGUAUUGGAGCACGUUGUAUGAUGACCCUCUCACUAAAUGAGAACAUUUGCAAAAUCUUUUCAUUCCAUCAUAUCCAAACGGCAAAUGAAUAUUGCAUGACUAGAAAAAAAAAUCUUUUAUCACACAAAGAAUUAAAAAAACACACAUUUUCACACUCAUAGAGUAAGGCAUUCACACCACUUAAGUUAUCUCUUAGCAGCACGUUCAUGCAGCAAAAGGGUACAUUGGGAUAUUAAUAUUUUAAAUGAAACAUGCAAUUCUGCCUUUGACAGUUUAAUAAAACUAUAGCUGAGCAAGGUAGUAGGAUAAAUGAUGUGGCAGUAAUUCGUUUUAAUUGUACCUGGGAUCAUUUAUAAACAAGCAACUUUCACCCCAGAAAACUGGUGACAAUGUUAAUUGUAUCAAGGGAUUAUGUCAUACCUUACAGUAGAUGUGCCAAUAACAGUGUAAACCCAUAUCUAUUCUCAUAGUACGGAACUUGAAGCUUGUAACUGGAAAUCUUGAUAUACAAUGGUAAUGCCUGUGAAAACAUGAAUAACCUUCAACAGUUUAGAACAAGUUGUUUUGCUGCAUCUUGUGCUUUGUCAGCAUAAUUUGAUGUCUCCUAACAGAUUUUUUUAAAGGAAUAUAUAUAAAUAUAUAUUUGAAUGAUUUGGUUUUGUUAGAUAAGCAUAUUCUUUUAUAUUAGAACCAAAAAGCCAGGUAGGGAGACCUCCAUUGAUUAUAGUAUUUGACUUCCCAUGGUGGAAACAUCAGAGUUCCUUUUAAAACUGACUUAGUUUGCUCAGUUUUCUAAUGCUAGUGAUUGUGUCUGUUCUAGAAAGUUUUUUUCUGUUUAUUACCUGCGACCUCUCAUUUUAACUUUGAUGCCAUUGAUUCUUUAUAAGCACUCUGCAUAGACUUCAGAUUCAGAGCAAAGCCUUAAAUUAAACAUAAAAUAAUAGCAAGCCCUCAUUGAAAGCUUUCAAAGCAUAAAGCAUUUAUAAUUUACAGAAAACCACACAUUGCUCACUGUAGGGUACAACAUUUUAAUCAGAUUUUCUGUCGCAAUGUAAUAAAUUUUGAAUGUAUGUUUCUUCAUGGUGAAAUAAAAGUGGUAAAAGGCAUAAA
Leucoraja erinaceus (little skate) is the source of this 5561-nucleotide messenger RNA. It is a transcript of the gene epb41l3a, whose product is annotated as erythrocyte membrane protein band 4.1-like 3a. Lineage: Eukaryota; Metazoa; Chordata; Chondrichthyes; Rajiformes; Rajidae. Gene Ontology annotation, biological process: cortical actin cytoskeleton organization. The transcript is spliced from 27 exons. The record is from RefSeq and is a predicted model, not a curated record. Gene Ontology annotation, cellular component: plasma membrane; cytoskeleton. The coding region runs from base 516 to 4316 and encodes 1266 amino acids. Gene Ontology annotation, molecular function: structural molecule activity; actin binding.